Hevea brasiliensis (rubber tree) is the source of this 2152-nucleotide messenger RNA. RefSeq lists its product as uncharacterized. The coding region runs from base 60 to 809 and encodes 249 amino acids. The transcript is spliced from 2 exons. Lineage: Eukaryota; Viridiplantae; Streptophyta; Magnoliopsida; Malpighiales; Euphorbiaceae. The record is from RefSeq and is a predicted model, not a curated record.
UUUGGCCGGAAAAUCUUCACCUGUAAACUUGUCAAUCGCGCCAAUUUAUUUCACAAUCAAUGUCUGUCUCAAUUCCAAUGCAGCUCUCCUUCUCUAAAACCUUAUCACCCCAAAGCGCACUCUUUCUCUCUAGGUUCUCCCACCUCUCCUUAAACACUUCACCCGUUCCCCGCAACACUACCGUCAUCCGCAUGGGUGGCGGCCCCAGAACUUACCCAGGCGGAGUAUCCAAGUGGCAAUGGAAGCGAAUGCAGGCUAAGAAAGCUAAACAGCUUCUAAAAGCUCGACUCUGCUGCGAGAGACAGAUUUACGAAAUGCAAAGGAGAGCGGAGCUCAAGGUGGCGGUUGCGGAGCUUGAACGCCACUGGAAGGUGGUCGAGAAAGCACCGACGUUGUUCUCUGUUAGUGCGGAUGAGCAAGUGAAGGUCUUGGCCGAUCGGUUUCAGAAACCGGGCGGGUUCGAUUUGUGGUCGGAGAAGGAUGGGCCCCAGCUGUUUGAGACUCCCGAUGGGGUCCCCUCCGCUAGGUUUUUCCCUAAAGGUGUUGUUCAUAAUGUCAGGCCUUACCGUCAGAUUGCCGGGAAUGGUGAUUUUGAUAGUGGAGAGGAGGAUUCUGCUUUAGAAAGCGAAAGCGAAAGUGAAAAUGGAAAUAAAGAUAGAUAUGUUAGUGCUGUGGCAAGGAAUGGGUGCAAGACUAAUGGUAUGUCAAUCAAUGGGAAGUUUAGGAGAGGUGAUUUGUACACUGGAAGGAAAAAGGAUGAUGUGGAUUCGUUGGUAAUGGAAGUUAGUUCAGAUUCUGAGAGUGGCUAAAUGGGGGCAUGGAUAAGAAGACAAGAAGCAGAAAUGGUGGUGAAUUUAGGAAGCAGGGCAACGCAAGUAGAUUUAGGAGUGGUUUAAGUUCACUAGAUUCAGGGCAAGUUGGUUUAGGUAGAAAGCAAAGAGUUGGUUAUGAUACUAAGAUUAAUAGGAGUAAGAUUGAUGGUAGGAUUAAUCAGAGUAAUGUUUUACGAAAUCCUAGAUAUUCUGAGUCUGAAGUUUUUGAUAUGAGUUUACAACAGGAUGGGAGUUAUGGGUUCCAAGCCAAAAAUAGGCAGAUUGACUCUAAUUCUCAGCCUAAAGAGGCAUUUGAGUGAUUCUAGCUUUAAUUGACUGAUGGAAUAAAUAGAAUUUGUGGCUAGAACUAGCUAUUGAUGCUAUCAAAUUGGUAAAUAGUAAUGAACUGUAUUUCAUUAGUUAUGUUCAUAGAAUUCUGGCAUUUCAGGUAAGUGCAAGUUGUUAUGACCGGUGACCAUAUCAUAUUUGGUGCUUAAUGUAAAUGAGUCUCAACAAAUGGAAGAUGAUCAGAGGAUCACUUAAUGAUUGAAGAUUAAAUUGGACAGCUUGGCCCUGGCCAUAUGUUACUGCUAAAAGUAGGUUUUUGUAUUCCAUUAUCAUCAUCAUUAGGAAUGAUAGUGAUAUAACGCCACAGCAGAAACUGGUGUGGUAAGAUUAGGGUUAAGUCUGAACCAGCCUCUGACCCGAAUCUAGAACUGAAUUUUGGAAUCAUUCAGAUUGUUCCAGCCUGAAUGGCCUCAUAUCCGAAGAGUGCUCACCCAACAUUAGGAUUCGAAUGGCAGUUAUUGGUUCCUUAAGAUGUGGGUGCUGAGAAUCUUGUGAUUUAAUCUCCAAUGAUCCUUGAAUUAGGGAUCUUGAGUACAUUGCCAACAACUUCUUGACAACCUCUUAACAUUUAUAUAAGGUAACACAUCCUAAAACCUCAGAUAUGCUUACUCUGCUCAACUGAUUAUAGAAAUUUCUCAUUAUUGUAGGUUUGGAUACCCAACCGAGAGACUCACAGCAGCAACAGAUAGGUGAAGGGAUUAUGGUGUUCACUGUUGUAGUCCCACCAAGUUGUAUGCUGCUACUUUACUAAUGCUUUUCUUUCUUCCCAUCAAUAAAUGUUGACUCGGAGGAGCAGAAUUGUCUUGCAUGUGGAUGCAGAAUAUGUGAGUUAGAUAUAUGGGGACAUGUAGAACUUGUUCUGAAGAGAAACAAAAUCCAAAAGAAUCAGAAAAAAUGCAUGUAUCUUUUAGGAACACUACUUCAAAGUUGUCCUCUGUUCUUUUUUCUUACUAGAGAAAUGAAAUCACUAAUGCUCCGUGUUGCAUUGGAUA